Messenger RNA from Argiope bruennichi, 1545 nucleotides. RefSeq lists its product as uncharacterized. NCBI's taxonomy places the organism in Eukaryota, Metazoa, Arthropoda, Arachnida, Araneae, Araneidae. The transcript has a single exon. The record is from RefSeq and is a predicted model, not a curated record. Bases 1 to 1545 code for a protein of 514 amino acids.
AUGGCGAAAAGCGACUCCCGCUCAAGCUUAAACUUUCUAUCAGAUGAUAGCGACAUUUACGACAAUGCUAAGGAAAAUGCUAUUCUUGCGGCAGAUUCUCCUCUGCGCAAUCCUCCAACUACUUCGGCAGUUGUGGAGAAAACUAAACACAAGAAACAUUCGCUCAGUUCCCGGUUUCUUGCGGACAAGGCCAAAAAGACUGCUACCACCGCAGACUCUACGAAGCAAAAGAAGUGUAAAAAGCGCCUGGCCAAAUCUUUGAAAAAGGCGAAACAAAAACUUACGGAAAAACAUCUAAAUCUCUUUCCAGAGGGUGUUUCGCUUCAACCCCUCCCUAAGGUCAGUUGUACUGACAAUGACAAUAUGGAAAGUGAGGACCUCAUCCCGGGUACCCCGGAGUGCCAACAGGGAAUCAUUAACAACGUUGAAAGGUCUCGCUUCUCCGCAGUGAACGAUCUGCAGGCUUUUAUAGCUAAACACAAGCUAAAAAGCAAUGCUGCAGAAGAGCUCAUGAGGAUUUUCACUCGACUUGUUGAAUCUUUCGACAUGAGUGCGAUCAACAAGCGAAUUGAUACCAUCGAAGAAAAAGUGGGCAUUUCAGCGACGCCUCCAGCCCAACCAGUCAAAACAAAGACCUAUGCCUCAACGGCUCAACAGUGGUCGCAGGGUCUUCUGCCCACCCCCAAGACGACAACUAUUAAACCAAAAAUCACAGGUCCUCCCAAGACACUUCCACCAAAACAAAAAACUCCACAGCCGGUCAAUGUUCAAAAGGCCGCAGGGAAAACAGACUUUGUCUCACUUCCCACAGUCCUCGUGGUCCCCAAAACAUCAGAUCCCAUGGAGGAAGUUGUAAAAGAAAAAAUCAACAUCAAGCCUCUUUUGGAGGCAAACAUAAGUCCCAAGGCUCUGGGAAUUAGAAUCAUUACUUGUAGAGUGACUAGUUCGAACAACAUUCUAGUUACAGUCCAAACGCAAGACAUGGCUAAUAAACUUAUGGCAGCCAUAAACCAACAUGCCAACCUACAACAAAUUUGUGAGGCGCGCCUUCCAAACAAACGCGACCCACAAAUAAUCAUUUAUGACAUUGACCAUACUAACCAGAAUAAAUCUGAUGAAGAAGCAGAGUUCAUUUCAAGACUAAGAGCUGACAACAACCUGCCACCUGGCAACAUAAGGGUCCUUUUCAGGAAGCCUGGCAGGGGGGCCAGAUCGCACUGGGUUCUCUCAGUUUCCCCGCAGAUUUUUAAAGUAAUCAAAACGGAAAAAAGGCUUCAUUUUGGAUUCGGUUCCAAAAAGUUCAGAGAACAUCUGGAACCAAUGCGUUGCCAAAACUGCCUUAAAUUCGGCCACACAAAAGGCAAUUGCAAAUCACAAACAGCCUGCAGCAAAUGCUGCGACAACCAUCCUACAAAAACAUGCUCAAAAACAAACAAAGUGUGCCGUUUCUGUCGGGAGUGUAAUCAAAAACAAAAAAACCUCGUUCAGAACGGACCAUUCAGCCACUUCCUUAAAUUGUCCUUUUUAUCUAAAGAACAUAGCUAG